Molecule: messenger RNA, 4815 nt
Organism: Nothoprocta perdicaria
Lineage: Eukaryota; Metazoa; Chordata; Aves; Tinamiformes; Tinamidae
Product: inverted formin-2-like
Exons: 28
Coding region: 1-4815 (1604 amino acids)
Biological process (GO): cellular component organization
Molecular function (GO): actin binding
Source: RefSeq, a predicted model, not a curated record
AUGCUAUACGGUUGCAGAGACAUAGAGGAGGAGGAUCUGCUUAUCCAGUGUGACACAUUUGAGGAGUUCAAGAUAGAAGAUGAUGAGGAAUUGUUAAAGAUAUGUGAUGGGAUAAACAUGAAUGAUCAUCAUGAGGUCUUUUCAUCUCUCUUCAAUAAAGUGAGCCGCUCUCCAGUCUCCAUYCAGCUGUUGUCCAUCCUCCAGAGCCUUUUGCACCUGGAACCAUCUCACCACUCCAGUCUCUUGCUGUGGGAGUCCCUGGAUGCUGUAGUAAACCGAGCCAUUYUGCUCGCAAAUGACAUUCAGGAGAACACAGUUGAAGAAGUCAUUGAGAGGCUGUUAUCUAUCAAGAAACAUCCCAACAAGCAAAAGCGAGCUGAAAAACGUCUGUCUGGGAACAUGAGUGAAGGUGUUCAGACCGAGCUGGAAGUGUGUGUGAGUGCAGUUCAGAACCCCCUGAGAUCAAACAACCCUUCCAAGGCACCGGCACCUCCAUCAGGGCCAUCUGCUGCAGAAGAGAUUUCAUCCUCCGAGCUCUCAGUAUGCUCAGCCUCACCGGAGACACUUACCCCUGCACCCACCACUGCCCCCACCCCAGCACCUCCUGCACCACCACCGCCUCCACCACUCCCAGGCACAGCAGCCAUGGCCUCUGCAUGCCCCACAAUGGAUAUUCCUCCAGCCCCUCCACUCCCAGGCACAUCUUCAUCCUCUGCAGCCCCUCUGCCUGGUGUGGGGGGCAUCCCACCCCCUCCACCACUACCUGGUGUGGGAGGCRUCCCACCCCCUCCACCACUGCCUGGUGUGGGAGGCAUCCCACCCCCUCCACCACUGCCUGGCAUGGCAAGUGUCCCAGCACCUCCACCACUGCCUGGCAUGGGAGGCAUCCCACCCCCUCCACCAUUGCCUGGCAUGGGGGGUGUCCCACCACCCCCACCACUGCCCGGCAUGGGGGGUAUCCCACCACCCCCACCACCCCUGCCCGGCAUGGCACCCUUCCCAGGAGAGCAGAUAGAAGCCGUUGUGGCUGCCCAGUUCAGCUGCCCAGUGGGCUCCGCCAGGCCCAUCCRCAAGACGGUGAAGACACCAACUUUGAGAAUGAAGAAGUUGAACUGGCAGAAGCUGCCCUCCAAUGUCGUGAGAGAAGGUCACUCGAUGUGGGCUUCGGUGGGUAGCAGCAGUGAGGAAAGCAUAGAGCCCAAUUAUACAAGCAUAGAGCAACUGUUUUGCUUCCCACAACCAACUCCCAAGGAGAAAACGGCUGCACCAGUGAAGACGGAACCAAAGGAGAUCACAUUUUUGGACUCCAAGAAAAGUCUCAAUUUGAACAUAUUUUUGAAGCAAUUUAAAUGCUCCAAUGAAGAGGUGGCUGCAAUGGUCCAGAAUGGGGACAGAACCAAGUUUGAUGUCGAGGUGCUGAAGCAGUUGCUCAAGCUCCUGCCUGAAAAGCAUGAGAUAGAAAACUUGAAGGCCUUCAAAGAAGAGAAAUCAAAGCUAGCAAAUGCAGAUCAGUUUUAUCUCCUCCUCCUUCAGAUUCCCAGCUAUCAGCUGCGGAUUGAAUGUAUGCUGAUCUGUGAAGAGACCAGUGUUGUGCUGGACAUGAUYCAUCCAAAAGCUGCAAUCAUCCAGAGAGCUUGUGAAGAUCUUCUGAACAGUCAUCGUCUGCCCCUCUUCUGUCAACUGAUUCUCAAAGUUGGAAACUUUCUGAACUAUGGAAGUCACACAGGUGAUGCUGAUGGGUUUAAGAUCAGCACUUUACUCAAGCUAACAGAGACCAAAGCAAACCAAACCCGCGUUACAUUGCUGCACCAUAUUCUGGAGGAAGUAGAAAACAGGCACACGGACCUACUGGAACUGCCAAAAGACCUUGAAAAUGUUUCAAAAGCAGCAGGAAUUAAUAUUGAUAUUAUACGCUCGGAGUCCAGUGCCAAUUUAAAGAAGUUGCUGGAGCUACAGCGAAAGAUGUCAUCAUCAAAUGAAGAUGUGAAACAACAGUAUGAGAAACCUAUCCAGGAUAGCAUUGAUGCUUCCAGAAAGCUUGAAGAAGAAUUUGAAACUAUUGAAAGGAAGAGAGAAGAACUUGCAAAUUAUCUCUGUGAAGACCCAACGAAGUUGUCCUUAGAGGACAUGUUUAGCACCAUGAAGACCUUCAGAGACCUCUUCAUCCGAGCCAUGAAGGAAAACAAGGACAGAAAGGAGCAGGCUGCAAAAGCAGAAAAGAGGAAGAAGCAACUGGAAGAAGAAGAGGCUAAGAGACAGAAGGGAGAAAAUGGAAAAGUCAGUAAGUAUCAGAAAGAUGUUAAGAAGGGAGCAGCGAAGCAGGAGGAUGUGUGUGUCAUCGAUGCACUGCUGGCCGACAUAAGGAAAGGCUUCACGCUGAGGAAGACGAAGAACAGAACUGAGGUGGAUGCGCUUCCUAAAACCUUGCCAGCGGAGAGCCCAGAGGAGAGCCAGUCUGGAAAGGGCAUUAAGGAUUCACAAGCAGCGGGAAAACAAAUCAACGAUAAGAAAAAGCCAAGCAGCAACGGUCAUCCCUCAGAAGGUAUCCCCACUCCAGCCACUACCCUAAUGGAGAUGGGUAAAGAUGCUACAGAUGCCUCAGCUUCCAACCAGGUGAUUCCUAAAGAAAAUGCUGAGGGAAAAUUGCCAGCAGAGCGCCAAACUGAAGGCUCAUCUGCAAGCUUGAUGGAAGCUGAUGGGGCUGGUCAGGCCGAGCAGGGAGCAGGCGAUCAGCAUGUGAAUAGCAUCCAGGGGAGCACCAAGAGCGGCACCUUCACCUUCUCUCCUGCCAGUAUAGGUGCUGGGAUAAAGUUUGGGAGCAGUGGUUUGAGCACCGCUUUAAGAGACCAGUCCAAUGGGUCCAUCUCAGAAGAGCAGGACAGAGAAUCCCAUGCUGAAGGAGGAGAGAGCAUUAGGCCAGCUGGUGAGCAGAUGAUCCAACCAAGCAAUCUCCAGCUAAGUACGAACGGAAGAGAUCCUGGCAGUGCUCAGUCCACUCGCUUUGAUGAGGCUUAUCAGGGUGAGUCAAGAGAGACAGUGAAGGAAAAUGAAGACCCUGGUACUGACUCACAGUUGGACACUUCUCAAGAGAAGUCCUUUUCAGAGGAGCCAGCUACCGAUUCUUCCUGUUCGGCAACGCUUCCCCCUGGACAAACUUGUAGUGACAGGGAAAAGCAAAGAACAUCUGGGAAACGGAAAAAGAAGAAGAGGCACAGCAAAAGCUACACAGAGCAGGAGAACGGGACCAGGGAAGCCAUGGAGAACACAGUGCCAAGCAAGAAGUGUCCCACUCGCCGUAAUUCAGUGCCCAGGAGAUCUGUUCAAAAAGUGAACAAAUGCAUUCAAGUUGACAUGGAUUUGGAAGAAGAGAACCCCAGGGUUCAUCUGAACCUUUCUCCACUAACCUGUUUUUCCAAGGAGCAAGAACAGUCUCCUGGGAAGAUGUCACCUCCCCAGCAAGGGGCUUCCCCAUCCUCCCCGCAACAGCCUGCUGUACCAGCAAUGCAGCCGUCGCUGCCAGCCCCUCCAGCCCUACCCCCUGGAUGCAAGAUGCUCCCACCACYGCUUCCCAGGCUGGACACAAACGCCCUGCCUCUCCCACCACCUCCGCCGUGCAGUGAUCCCGACUGCAGCCACCUCACCUGUGGAUGCACCAGGCAGCCCUGCGCUAAGAAGGCAAAGACACCAACGCUGAGGAUGAAGGUGUUCCACUGGCAGAAGCUCCCCUCUGACGUGGUGAGACAAAGCCGCUCCAUGUGGACUGCAGUGGCAGGUGGCAGCAAGGAGCUUGUAGAGCCUGACUACACCAGCUUGGAGCUGCUUUUCUGCGUUCCGCCAGAUGCACAUAAGGAGAAAACAGGGCCAAAAAUAAAGAAAUCAAAAGAGAUUACAUUCAUAGGUCUAAAGAAAAGUCUUCUGCUGAAUAUAUUUCUGAAGCAAUUUAAAUGCUCCAAUAAAGAGAUCGCUGAAAUGAUUCACAAAGGGGAUGGAUCCAAGUUUGAUGCUGAGAUUAUAAAGCAGCUACUUAAACUGCUGCCUGAAAAGCAUGAGAUAGAUAGCCUGAAAUCUUGCAAAGAAGAAAAAUCUGAACUAGCAAAUACAGAUCAAUUUUAUCUCCAUCUCCUUGAAGUUCCUAACUACCAGUUGCGGAUUGAAUGUAUGCUGGUAUGUGAGGAAACAAAAAAUCUGCUGGACUGUCUGUGGCCAAAAGCACAAGCAAUCAGGGGAGCCUGUGAAACCCUUCUUACUAGUCACCGACUGCCAAUUUUCUGUCAGCUGAUUCUUAAAGUUGGAAACUUUCUGAACUAUGGGCAUCACAGUGGAGAUGCUGGAGGCUUUAAAAUUAGUGCCUUGCUCAAGCUAACAGAGACAAAAGCAAACCAAAGCCACGUUACUCUACUUCACCAUAUUCUGGAGGAGGUUGAAAGAAACCACAGAGAUUUGCUGCAGCUUCCCAGUGAUCUUGAAUUAGUUUCCAAGGCAGCAGGAAUCCACUUUGAAGUUAUGCGGGCUGAAGCAGGUGCCAAYGUGAAGAAAUUGCUGGAAAUAGAGAAGCGUUUACUUCUGUCAACAGACGAUUUAAAAAUACAGCACGGAAAAUCUAUUCAAGGCAGUAUUAUCGCUUCCAAGGACCUGCAGAAGGAAUUUGCCGUCAUUGAAAAGAAGAAGGAAGAACUUGCUGAUUAUCUGUGUGAAGACCGAAAAAAAAUAUCCUUGGAAGAUCUAUUUAUCACAAUGAAAACCUUCAGAGAGCUCUUCCUCAAGGCCUUACAGGUGGUUUGUAUUUGUGAAUUUUUAGAAAUACAGCGGGACUGA